Molecule: messenger RNA, 1936 nt
Organism: Nycticebus coucang (slow loris)
Lineage: Eukaryota; Metazoa; Chordata; Mammalia; Primates; Lorisidae
Gene: SERPINB7
Product: serpin family B member 7
Exons: 8
Coding region: 85-1230 (381 amino acids)
Biological process (GO): negative regulation of endopeptidase activity
Molecular function (GO): serine-type endopeptidase inhibitor activity
Source: RefSeq, a predicted model, not a curated record
GUAACCUCACACUCCUGGUUUCCAGCACUCCUCCUGUCUCAGCCUCCCAAGUAUCUGGGACUACAGGCUGCACCCUAUUUCACCAUGGUCUCCCUUGCUGCAGCAAAUGCAGAAUUUUGCUUCAACUUGUUCAGAGAGAUGGAUAACAAUCAAGGAAAUGGAAAUAUGUUCUUUUCCUCUCUGAGCCUCUUCACUGCGCUGGCCCUGGUCCGUUUGGGUGCUCGAGGUGACUGUGCUACUCAGAUUGAUAAGCUGCUUCACUGGAAUGGUGGUGCCUCGGGACAUGGAAAUUCUUCCAACAGUCAGCCAGAAUUCCAGUCUCAACUGAAAAGAGUUCUUUCCGAUAUAAACACAUCCCACAAAGAUUAUGAUCUCAGCAUUGUCAACGGUCUCUUUGUGGAAAAAAUUUAUGACUUCCACAAGAACUAUAUUGAGUGUGCUCAAAAAUUAUACAAUGCCAAUGUGAAACGAGUUGACUUUACAAAUGAUUUAGAAGACACCAGAAAUAAAAUAAAUGAAUGGAUUGCAAAGGAAACACAUGGCAAAAUCAAGAAUGUGUUUAAUGAAGGGAGCAUAAGCUCAUCUUCUGUCAUGGUGCUAGUGAACGCUGUGUACUUCAAGGGCAAGUGGGAGUCAGCCUUCACCAAGAGUGACACCAUAAAUUGCCGUUUCAAGUCUCCCAAGUGUCCUGGGAAAGCAGUUGCCAUGAUGCACCAAGAACGGAGGUUCAAUCUGUCUGUCAUUCAAGACCCAUCCAUGCAGGUCCUGCAGCUCAAAUACAGUGGGGGCAUAAGCAUGUAUGUCCUGCUGCCUGAGAAUGACGUGUUCCAAAUUGAAAACAAACUGACCUUUCGGAAUCUAAUGGAAUGGACCGACCCAAGAAAAAUGACCUCUAAGUAUGUUGAGGUAUAUUUUCCUCAGUUCAAGAUAGAGAAAAAUUAUGAACUCAAGCAUGACUUAAAAGCCUUAGGGCUGAAAGAUCUCUUUGAUGAGUCCAGAGCUGAUCUUUCUGGGUUAGCUUCUGGAGGCCGCCUGUACUUAUCAAAACUAAUGCACAAGUCGUACAUAGAGGUCACAGAGGACGGCACCGAGGCUACUGCUGCCACAGGAAGUAACAUCGUGGAAAAGCAGCUCCCUGAGUCCACGGUGUUCCGAGCCGACCACCCAUUCCUGUUUGUCAUCAGGAAGGAUGACAUCAUCUUGUUUAGUGGCAAAGUCUCUUGCCCCUGAAAAUCCACUUGAUUUCCAUUAGAGUAGUUCCUGCCACAUUGAAGAACCGCCACAAGUGAAUAGAUCUGAGUUUCAUUGGAAACGUGGUGUUUCCUUUGAGUUUAUUUCUUCUCCUUAUUGAUCAGCAAGUGAUUUUGGUGCCUUGAGCCUCCUCAGACAUCUGGCUAACUGUCCUGAUCCCUGUCCUUACUGUUUGUACCAUCAUUCUUCUGACCCAUUUCUGAUUUCAUUGUCUUUCUACACAUCUUCAUUUCUACCAUUCUCCUCCACGGUCCAUCUAGUUGUGGAGAGUGGUCCACUGGCAACGAGAACGGAGAGGCAGUAGCCCUUGGAAUAUUUUUGAAUCUCUACAGUUAUUACAGAUAUUCUAGCUUCAUUAUAAAUGAUCUAGAACUAAGCCCAGCUGCUUUCCAGAAAUAAGGGUGAAGGAUAACUUUUCAUUGCUGACCUACGAAGAUGUUAGAGUUUACUUUCACACAUUUAAUUUUAAACUAAUCUAGGUGCUAAAAAAAUAUGGACUUGGGAGUGGGGACCAAAUAUUUCAUUAAUAAUUUGAAAUUGAUAUCUUUCGGCCUUUCCUUGAUAUUACUAAGUAUGUACAUAGUUUUUCAAAUAUUAAAGACCUUUUAAUGGUUGGCAGUUGUUAUAUAUGGCAUUUUAUUUCAUAUGCUAUGUAGUUUACUUUUUUUUUUCUCUUUUUAUCAGA